This is a messenger RNA of Psammomys obesus (fat sand rat), 495 nucleotides long. RefSeq names its product killer cell lectin-like receptor subfamily B member 1B allele C. The record is from RefSeq and is a predicted model, not a curated record. The annotation marks the transcript as partial. Lineage: Eukaryota; Metazoa; Chordata; Mammalia; Rodentia; Muridae. The transcript has 3 exons.
UAAGAACAGGUAGAAAUGUUCCGUGUCUCCUUCUCACUUCAGAGAGUCCAGCUAAGUCAAUGUGCCCAGAGGACUGGAUUCCGCACAGACAUAAAUGCAUACAUUUUUCUCAAGUUGCCAACACUUGGAAGGAAGGUCUGGAUGACUGUAAUCAGAAAGGAGCCACUUUGCUGCUUGUUGAAGACCGAGUAGAGCUGAGAUUCCUACAGGACUGGGUAAAGGAAGGAGGCCUUUCAUUUUGGAUUGGACUAAGUUACAAAUUGCUGGACAAGACCUGGAAGUGGAUAAACAACUCUGCUUUAAGCUCUGAUGUAUUACAAGUCACUGGUGAAGGUAAAGAAGGCAGCUGUGGUGCCAUCUCAAAGGACAAAGUGGUUUCUGAGAGCUGUGUUUCAGACAACCGCUGGAUCUGCCAAAAGGAACCAAAACGUGAUACCAUGUGCAAUGACUCCUGACUGCAAAUCGCAUCUCGAUUACUUAACCAUGCACAGCAGA